Cucurbita moschata (crookneck pumpkin) is the source of this 920-nucleotide messenger RNA. RefSeq names its product SRSF protein kinase 2-like. Gene Ontology annotation, molecular function: ATP binding; protein kinase activity. The record is from RefSeq and is a predicted model, not a curated record. NCBI's taxonomy places the organism in Eukaryota, Viridiplantae, Streptophyta, Magnoliopsida, Cucurbitales, Cucurbitaceae. Bases 287 to 868 code for a protein of 193 amino acids. The transcript has 4 exons. Gene Ontology annotation, biological process: regulation of mRNA processing; protein phosphorylation; spliceosomal complex assembly.
GACCAAUUAGUAGUGUGAUGCUUUCCAACCGAGUUUCGUUUAUAUCUUCUUCAAUGCUAUUUUUCCAUUCAUCCCGUUGAAAACCAUAUGCUUGCCAAUCAUUUGGCUCAACUCCCAUACCUAGAUCUUCAUUCAGUUCCUCGUGAGAAGUAGAUUCCAGCGGAUCUACAUUUUCAAGAUCAUUGUCUUGAAAACUUCUAGAAUUAUCUGAUAAUACUCCAAUAUCAUCAUAUUCCUCGCGGGUAUCAAUUUGUUGAAUGGAAGAUUCGACAUCUGGUAUGCUAGUAUGAUCCUCGGCAUCAAUCUGAGGAACUUCAAGUAUAGGAGUACCGAGGUUAUUCUUGGAUCAAAAUAUUCUAAUCCAGCAGAUAUGUGGUCAUUUGCUUGCAUUUGUUUUAAGUUGGCCACUGGCGAUGUUCUCUUUGAUCCACAGAGUGGUGACAACUAUGAAAGGGAUGAGGAUCAUUUCGCAUUGAUGAUGGAGCUUCUUGGAGUGAUGUCUCGCAAGAUUGCAUUAGGUGGGUGCUAUUCAAGGGACUACUUCAACAGAUAUGGCGAGUUGAGGCAUAUUCGUCAAUUGCGCUUUUGGCCUCUUAAUAAGGUGUUUACUGAGAAGUAUGAUUUCAGCAAGCAAGAUGCUAAUGACUUGGCUGACUUUCUUGUUCCUUUAUUGAAUUUUGUACCUGAAAAGAGACUAAGAGCAGCACAAUGUCUCAGCCAUCCGUGGUUGAGUUAUGUCUCAAGAAUUCUUGAAUCUUCUGUAUCAACCCAUCAAAAUCAGCCCAAAGAUCAGGAGCUUCAACUAAAAGAAGCAAGAAGGACGAGAGAGAGAAGCUAUGGAGAUUGUAAUGGGAAACAUAACUAUUGAUGGAACUUCGAAAUCGAAGUCGUCGAAAUAGACAUGACCAGAAAUGGCAACG